CUCAGUACCUCAGAAGGAAGGAGAGGUAGACAUCUUGAAUUGGAGGGAGAGUGGGGUGUCAGUGAGCAGGCAAGAAAACGCGAAGGCUUGGUAGCUAGCAGGAAGGGAACCCUCGCGGCCCUAAAACCACUAUUUGUGUGGAAGGGUGGCAUCGGUGGGGGACAGAACGUGAAAGACUGGAGUUUGCUCACCAUGGACCGAGCUGACUGAGACGGCUUCACCAUGAUUGGAGGACUGUUCAUCUACAACCACAAGGGGGAGGUGCUGAUCUCCCGGGUCUACCGUGAUGACAUAGGGCGCAACGCGGUGGACGCGUUCCGCGUGAACGUGAUCCACGCCCGCCAGCAGGUGCGCUCGCCCGUCACCAACAUCGCCCGCACCAGCUUCUUCCACGUCAAGCGCUCCAACAUCUGGCUGGCGGCCGUCACCAAGCAGAACGUCAACGCCGCCAUGGUCUUCGAGUUCCUCUACAAGAUGUGCGACGUGAUGACGGCCUACUUCGGCAAGAUCAGCGAGGAGAACAUCAAGAACAACUUUGUGCUGAUCUACGAGCUGCUGGACGAGAUCCUGGACUUUGGGUACCCCCAGAACUCUGAGACUGGAGCCCUGAAGACCUUCAUCACCCAGCAGGGCAUCAAGAGUCAGCAUCAUACAAAGGAAGAGCAGUCUCAGAUCACCAGUCAGGUGACCGGGCAGAUCGGUUGGCGUCGCGAGGGCAUCAAGUACCGCCGCAACGAGCUGUUCCUGGACGUGCUGGAGAGCGUCAAUCUGCUGAUGUCUCCGCAAGGUCAGGUGCUGAGCGCCCACGUCUCUGGCCGGGUGGUGAUGAAGAGCUACCUGAGCGGGAUGCCCGAGUGCAAGUUCGGCAUGAACGACAAGAUCGUCAUCGACAAGCAGAGCAAAGGGGGCACCGCGGAUGAGGCGGGGAAGAGUAGUGGCAAGCAGUCCAUCGCGAUCGAUGACUGCACCUUCCACCAGUGUGUGCGCCUCAGCAAGUUCGACUCGGAGAGGAGCAUCAGCUUCAUCCCCCCUGAUGGGGAGUACGAGCUCAUGAGGUACCGCACGACUAAGGACAUCAUCCUCCCCUUCCGGGUCAUUCCGCUGGUCAGGGAGGUCGGGCGCACUAAACUGGAGGUCAAAGUGGUCAUCAAGUCCAACUUCAAACCAUCACUGCUGGCGCAGAAGAUUGAGGUUCGCAUCCCUACCCCGCUCAACACCAGCGGGGUGCAGGUCAUCUGCAUGAAAGGCAAAGCCAAGUACAAGGCCAGCGAGAACGCCAUCGUGUGGAAGAUCAAACGGAUGGCAGGCAUGAAGGAGUCCCAGAUCAGCGCCGAGAUCGAGCUCCUCCCCACCAAUGACAAGAAGAAGUGGGCCCGCCCCCCCAUCUCCAUGAACUUCGAGGUGCCCUUUGCUCCCUCCGGGCUGAAGGUUCGCUACCUGAAGGUGUUCGAGCCCAAGCUGAACUACAGUGACCACGACGUGAUCAAAUGGGUGCGCUACAUCGGGCGCAGCGGCAUCUACGAGACGCGAUGCUAACGGGCCCCCGGCCGGCGGCGGGGCGGGGGGGCGGGGGCGGGGCCACGGGGGGAGGCGCUGAAACAGUGCAGUCCUGCCAAACCUCUCAUUCCCUCCCUCCCUCCAUCCUCAAGGGCCCGCUCACACAUCACAAAAUCAAUACAGAGAUUCCAAACAUUAGAAAAACGUCACGCUAAUGCAAACCAAACCGUUCCCGUGGAGGCAGAAGUACAAUUAGAAAACGUAAGCGUAUAGUAUCUGCUACAAACUAAACGCAUCUUAAAAAAUGAAAAUUAUGACCAAUCUGUGUAAAAGAGAUCAGAGAUGGCCAUUAUGCCAGGAUGUUUACUCCCCCUAUUACCCCCGCCCCCCCUCACCUUGUAUCUAAUUUCCAUUUCAAUUUCAGGAAGAUGGUCUCAACUUGUCCUUCCUCUAAUUGGCAGUCACCCUGUUUGUUGUCUUGGGCACACCCCUCUUCCAAACCAUACUUUCUCUCACUGUCCUUCUGUCUUAUUGGAGUGUAGCUUAUCCUAUCCCCUAUAACACCAGCCCCAUCCCCCUUCUCUUUUAAGCCCCUCCCAUAUCUUUAGCCCCACCCUCUCUGCUGAUGUAAUCGUAUUAUAGGCUGUAGUGUUAAGUAGGUUACUGGACGUAUUAAUAGUUAUACAAUUUCCCCCCCUCCCAUCAUUUUAUGCAUUUCUUUAUCCCUCCCUCAGACCGAUGUCUGUGUGUUUUGUAUCCAGAAUGCUUUGUCUCUCCGUUGAAGGCCUUGUUCCUUUGUUUGUCCUCCUCUUGCCCCUCUUCUUCCUCUAGCUGUAUCCCUCAUUAUAGUUCUAAUUCUAAAAAUGAAGAUGAUGAUGAUGAUGACUAUUCUGUGGUUUCUGUUUUCAUCUCUGUGCUGCGAUGUUUCAUUCUUGUGACCAAAAUUCUCAAAUUUAUAGAACGCAUACAAAGCAACAGAAAAGAUGUUUUAAAAGCAAAAAAACAGAGCAAUCCCUCUGUAUAAAAAGGGUCAACUGAAUUACAAAGAGUAGACGGAGCAUCUGUGGUCAGUUUUAGUGUCCGUGUGGGAAUUUGUCAGGCUGGUCUGUGUGUGUGUGUGUGUGUGUGUGCGUGCGUGCGUGAGUGUGUGUUGCGAAACCCCAGCUGGGUAAGCUCAGCAUCUCUCAGGGGCGUGGCUGGGGCAGCUGUGCCUCUUUCCCUUCAAACCGUCCAAUGGGGUUUGGAGGUACCCGGUCACGUCUAUAAGACACGCCCCCCCCCGGCUAACUGCCGUCUCUCGCCUGCACAUUUAUCAUUCCCAUGUCACAAGGUCCAUUUAAAGGGGAAGUUAAAAGAGCUUGGGUUAGACAAGACUACGGUCAAGGAAAUGCAUUCUGUUCUAUGGGGAGGAAAAGACCGAAAUAAUAGUUUGCUGUCUAAAUCACGUCGACCGUUAACCUUACAUUACAGUACAUUAUCCAAAAUAUUCAGUUUUCCUUCUGUCAGUUUCCCUCUUCUGCUCUCUCCAUGGUAUCGUUUGUCCAAGGCUGCUCAGUGGGGAGAUCUGUGAGGGAAGAGGGGAGGAGAUCAGCGAUUGAGCAGAGAAGGGGAACAGAAGGGAUUGUGCGCCGUGUGUGGCUGUGUGAGGGGCUUUCCCCCGUUAGCGCGUGUGCGGUGCGUUUCUGCGCCGGUGUGAGGGCGUUCGCUCGCUGCGCGUUCAGACCAGCCGGCCCCGUUCCGCCUUUCCCUCAGAAACAUUCCUCUCUUAUCGGCGUGCGGCUGCUGUGUGCCGCACCCCGCGGUCUCCAGCCCCGGCGCCUACAGAUUCGCGGCUCUCGGGCAGAGGAGGGGACUGGAGAGAGUAGUGAGCCCGGUCCGGUGGUCAGAGCCAUUUUCUACAGAACAGGGCUGAAGGGGAGAGUCACUAAACCCCAAUGUUCUUUCCCCUUUACUCUGUCGCCCUCUAAUGGCUGUGGUCUCACUGCACUCUUCACGUUCAACACUACAGCCUGUCCCGCUAGUGCCCGCGCCCCCACCACGCCCGAGCACUGAGAGAUGCUGAGGGCCCUGUUCCAGGGGGUUCUUCUCUUGCAGCUUCAGUGUUUUGAUCUCCAUUCAAUGACUUUGUGACUGUCCAGUUAAUCCUGAAUAAAACAUUGUAUAACCA
Messenger RNA from Anguilla rostrata (American eel), 3664 nucleotides. RefSeq names its product adaptor related protein complex 2 subunit mu 1b (gene ap2m1b). NCBI's taxonomy places the organism in Eukaryota, Metazoa, Chordata, Actinopteri, Anguilliformes, Anguillidae. Gene Ontology annotation, molecular function: clathrin-cargo adaptor activity. The transcript is spliced from 12 exons. Bases 223 to 1536 code for a protein of 437 amino acids. Gene Ontology annotation, cellular component: cytoplasmic vesicle; AP-2 adaptor complex. Gene Ontology annotation, biological process: clathrin-dependent endocytosis; intracellular protein transport. The record is from RefSeq and is a predicted model, not a curated record.